CGGCCGCCCUGAGUGCGGGCCGGAGCCGCAGCCGCAGCGCGGAGCCAUGGCGCAGCCCGGGCCCCCCCGGCUCUGAGCCCCGGGCCCCCCAUGGCGGCUCCGCACCCCGAGAAGCUGGAGGGAGGAGUCCCGGCCCCGCCGCCCCCCCCGGGGCCCCCCAACCCGCCGGGCAGCGGCCCCCCCGGCGGGCCCGGCAGGAAGCAGGGGAAGGCAGGUCUGCAAAUGAAGAGCCCUGAAAAGAAACGGCGCAAAUCCAACACUCAGGGCCCUGCCUAUUCCCAUCUCUCCGAGUUCGCACCGCCCCCAACUCCAAUGGUCGACCACUUGGUGGCCUCCAACCCCUUUGAAGAUGACUUUGGGGCACCUAAAGUGGGGGCCUCGUCGGCCCCGUUCCUCGGCAACCCGGUGCCCUUUGGGAACUUCCGCAUGCAGGGGGGCAUGACAUCCCAGGUGCCACCGGGCUACGGGGGGGGCCCCCAGGCCAUGCGGAGGCAGCCCCCGCCCUUCGCCCCGAGCCAGAUGGGCCCAGCCUUCAGCAUGCCCCCCCAGAACCCCAACUACGUGCAGCCUGGUGCCAUGAGCUUCCCCAGCCAGCCCUUCAACCAGCCUCUCGGACAGAACUUCAGCCCCCCCGCAGGACAGCUCAUGCAGGGGCCAGUUGGGGGCUUUGGGCCCAUGAUCUCCCCCACCAUGGGGCAGCCUCCCCGAGGAGACAUGGCACCGGGGCCUGCCCUGAAUCCCCCUGCCGGCCCCCCCAUGGCCCAGAGGUUCAGCCAGCCCGCCAAUCUCUUUGGACAGUCUCCCAUGCAGCGGCCCAGCCAGAACCUGCCCCCAAACACCAGCCCCUUCCCUGGGGCUGACCCCGGCUUCCCAGCUGGGGGGGAUGACGGGGGGAAGAACCUCAACCCCCCUCCCAGCACCUUCAGCCAGGAGCCGCACUCAGGCUCACCGGCCGCGGUGAAUGGGGCCCAGCCGAGCUUCGCCCCCAGCAGCACCAGCCGGAGCAGCAGCACCCCCGAAGCUAACAGCCUCCCGCCCUCCAGCAAGGCGUCUGGCAACUCUGGGCACCAGCCACCGCCGGGCCUGGUGUACCCUUGCGGGGCCUGCCGCAGCGAGGUGAACGACGACCAGGACGCCAUCCUGUGCGAGGCCUCCUGCCAGAAGUGGUUCCACCGGGAGUGCACGGGCAUGACGGAGAAUGCCUACGGGCUGCUCACCACCGAGGCCUCGGCCGUCUGGGCCUGCGACUACUGCCUGAAGACCAAGGAGAUCCAGUCGGUGUACAUCCGGGAGGGCAUGGGGCAACUGGUGGCGGCCAAUGACGGCUGA
This is a messenger RNA of Malaclemys terrapin pileata, 1329 nucleotides long. It is a transcript of the gene PYGO2, whose product is annotated as pygopus family PHD finger 2. The transcript is spliced from 3 exons. The coding region runs from base 91 to 1329 and encodes 412 amino acids. The record is from RefSeq and is a predicted model, not a curated record. Gene Ontology annotation, biological process: spermatid nucleus differentiation; kidney development. Lineage: Eukaryota; Metazoa; Chordata; Testudines; Emydidae.